This is a messenger RNA of Acomys russatus (golden spiny mouse), 921 nucleotides long. It is a transcript of the gene Mrgprg, whose product is annotated as MAS related GPR family member G. The coding region runs from base 25 to 900 and encodes 291 amino acids. NCBI's taxonomy places the organism in Eukaryota, Metazoa, Chordata, Mammalia, Rodentia, Muridae. Gene Ontology annotation, cellular component: membrane. Gene Ontology annotation, molecular function: G protein-coupled receptor activity. The record is from RefSeq and is a predicted model, not a curated record. Gene Ontology annotation, biological process: G protein-coupled receptor signaling pathway. The transcript has a single exon.
AAGCACCCACAGAAGCCAGCCAGGAUGUUCUCCGUGUUCAACAUCUGGGGCACUUUCAACAACACACUCUUCUACCUCAGCUUCAUUGUCAGCCUGGCAGGGCUGUGCGGCAACGCUCUGCUGCUUUGGCACCUCGGCCUGCACAUCAAGAAGGGCCCCUUCAACAUCUACCUGCUGCACCUGGCUGCUGCCGACUUCCUCUUCCUCUCCUGCCAGGUUGGCUUCUCCAUUGCCGAGAUGGUGGGCCAUGGGAACACACUCCACUUCCCCAUCAUCUUCCUGUGGUUUGCCGUGGGGCUCUGGCUGCUGGCUGCCUUCAAUACGGACUGCUGCCUCACCUACCUGUUACCCUCCUGCUGCAGCCCCAUCUGCCGCCGCCGCCCCAGGUACACCUCAUUGGUGCUCUGCCUCCUCAUCUGGGCACUGACCAUGCCGGCUGUGCUGCUGCCAGCCAACGCCUGUGGCCUGCUGCACAACAGAAUGAGCCUGCUGCUCUGCUUCAAGUACCACUGGCUCAGUAUUGUCUGGCUAGGGGUGCUGGUGAGCAUAGCCUGCGUGGCAGCUAAAGUUAUCCUAGUCUGCGGGAAAUGCUGCUCUUUGCAGCCACCCUCCAAGUUCUGCAAAGUGGCCCAGUGCUCCGGCAUCCUACUCUUGUCCUGUCGCCUGCCCCUGGUUGUCUACUGGAGCCUGCGGUCAGCCGUGAAACUCCUGCUCCCUUUCUUCUUGCCAUUGGCCAUUCUCCUGGCCUGCAUUGACAGCAGUGCGAAGCCCCUUUUAUACUACAUGAAGGGCAGGCAGCUCGGGAAGAGGGAGCCUCUGCGGGUAACCCUAAACAGAGCUCUAGGGGAGAGUUCCCAGUUAAGUCUUAGGGGGCUAUCCCUGCCCAUGAGCCGAGUGUAAGGAGUGGACAUCCCAUGCCCA